AAGAAAUAGUGAUCGAUUCAGCGGAGUAUAAGUACGCUGCUAACUUGUGCCCAUUUACAUUGCUCUUUCAAGCUCACAGCUAGCGCAUCAAUCAAUAUUGCGCGGUGACUAGCAAUCUCUUAGAUCUUUGUGAUUUGUCCGGGAGAGAGUGUUUGGAAGGUUGAGCAGCGAUGGCGAUCUCCGCAGCGGCGUACACCUUGACGGUGGUGCUUUGCAUAUGCAGCUUGCAGUUGCUGGUUGCUGGGGCCGGGCCAGAGACGUUGAAAUUGACAUUCUACGCACACGAGACCCGUGGAGGACCGAAUGCGACUCUCUUGCCUGCUGCCGGAACGGGGCAAGGCAACUUCAGCGCGCUUGGAUGGGGUAGUUUCAUGGUGUUUGACAACAGGUUGAAGGAAGGAGCGGCUGCGGACAGCAAGCUAUUGGGCAGAAUCACGGGAUCCGGAGCACUGACCACCAUCGGAGGACUUCCAACCGGAGGUGUACAGGUGACGAGCAAGUUUUGGUUCGGUGAGGGAUCGAAGUAUCCUGGCUCCAGCUUCACUUUGGUGGGCACCUUGUCUUAUGGCCCGGCUCCCUGGGAAUUGAUCGUUAUCGGCGGAACUGGAUACUUCCGGGGAUUCUCGGGCUACGGACUGUCAGCGCCAGAGAAUUCGACUACGGUGCCUCCUCUGUUCGUGUACAAGUGGAAUUUUCACCUCACCAAGCAUUUUUAAGUGAUUGCUUGUUAGGGCGAGGAUCAAGAACGUGCAGCUGCGAGCAGAAUGUCUCAGCGGCACAUCAGUGAGAAACAUGUCAAGAGAGGACUGAUUUGUUUGAGGUUUGAGUUACGCCACGCCCUUGGCAUUUCCCUCUCAUCUGAGCUUACGGGGGUGAGGGCCCCUCGUAAAGUAUUGAUUGCAAUAACGCUUUUAUGUAAACAGCCUGAGUAAGGUUUUCACAUUUUGUGAAUAAUAAGGAAAAUUCCACCAAAAUUGGAUUUCACCAGA
Messenger RNA from Physcomitrium patens, 989 nucleotides. Its product is annotated as dirigent protein 11. The record is from RefSeq and is a predicted model, not a curated record. NCBI's taxonomy places the organism in Eukaryota, Viridiplantae, Streptophyta, Bryopsida, Funariales, Funariaceae.